AUGAGGACUACAGCAGUACUGUGGGCGGCGAAGGCCCGCACAGCGACUCCCAUUCCACGGCGGAUGCAGUGGGAUCAGGUCAGAAAACUGUUGGGUCUCUCGGAUAAGCAAUGGCCCAUAUUCCUGCGCGUCUCCCUAGCAGUCUGCCAAGACCAUGCAGGCGCCAAACUGAGCGACAUCAGUCCGCCCCAAAAAGAAGAAAUGAUGGGCAGAAUAAGAUCUGCAAUUCACGAAGAAGGACUUCCACCACUCGACGAUGAAGCAAUCGAAUGGCGGAUAUCCAAAUGCCUACCCGAACUCCGAGUAAAGAAGCGAGAUAUAGAACACUGCCACAGCUGGGAGGCGACCACCGAGACAAGAUUCCCGCGCCAGCUUCUCCGUGAGGCGGUGCUCGCGCAUAUCGACAAGAUACCCACCAAGGACUUGUGUUACUGGACGCAAAUCCCCCAGGACGUGCGACAAGAUGUUGUGGAAGAAGCUAACCGUAGACUAGCUGAGAAGGGAAUGCCAGUCGUGGAUGAAGCAGCGCUUUUGUAUCGAUUACGAAAGUAUAUGAAUCAUUGGAUUAAGAGCGGAUUGGUGCGAGAUACGAAAGAAAGCAAACAACGUAAUAUCAAGACUGGGUAG
This is a messenger RNA of Bipolaris victoriae FI3, 627 nucleotides long. RefSeq lists its product as hypothetical. Lineage: Eukaryota; Fungi; Ascomycota; Dothideomycetes; Pleosporales; Pleosporaceae. The record is from RefSeq and is a predicted model, not a curated record. The transcript has 4 exons. Bases 1 to 627 code for a protein of 208 amino acids.